Messenger RNA from Bactrocera oleae (olive fruit fly), 640 nucleotides. RefSeq names its product glycine, alanine and asparagine-rich protein. Lineage: Eukaryota; Metazoa; Arthropoda; Insecta; Diptera; Tephritidae. The record is from RefSeq and is a predicted model, not a curated record.
UCACGGACGACCACUGACAUCGCGUGGAGCACUUUUACCAAGACUCAGCUAUAAAAUGCACUGUCGGCCGCACUGAAUGAGCAGAAGUCAAAUAAGCAUCGAUCAGCAAACAACAAUUUGCUUUUAGUAUAAUAGGAAUAGUACAAAGAAGUAUUUCGAGAAUGAAAUUUAUUGCCGCGUUGUGUGUGGCGCUAAUCCUACUCGUGGUGUUGUGUCAUGCUGCGCCCGUGGAGCGUGAAACACUCUUGAGUAUUGAAGACUCCCAGCCUGUGGUUAUUGCUUUUGAGGAGCAACCGCAACCACUGACACGUGUAGCACGUGGUUUUGGGGGUUAUGGCGGUUAUCCCGGAUAUGGUGGCUUUGGUGGAGGUCCAGGAUAUGGUGGUUUUGGUGGACGUCCAGGAUAUGGUGGCUUUGGCGGAGGUCCAGGAUAUGGAGGUUUUGGCAGAGGUCCAGGUUUUGGUGGCUAUGGCGGUUUUCCAGGUUAUGGCGGAGGUUAUAGCAGUUCUAGUGCUACUGCCAAUGCAAACUCCGGUAGCUAUUUUGGAUAAGAAAUUUCCUUGAUAAGGGACAUUAAUUAUAGUAUUUAUUAUUUCGCAAAUUGAAUUGAUCUAAUAAAUGGUAAAUUUAAUACAAAUUA